AUCUUCAGCUAUGUUUUCUUGCACUAGCAGUUACAACUGGAGCCACUCCAGAAAAGGAAAAGAAACGGGACAUCAUCAGUAUGAUUGCUAAUUUACGGAUCUUACACGAUCCUGAUGAUCCUGAAGAAUAUUUUCCAGUACGAGUUGAUACAGACAAGGUGUUAAAAGAAACGUUCGGUGAAGAUUUUCUCAAGUCAGUUGAGGAUUCAAGUUCCCAAUAUCGGCCUCCGUACGCUGAGGUUUCAAGUUCCCAAUAUCGGCCUCCGUACGCUGAGGUUUCAAGUUCCCAAUACCGGCCUCCGUACGCUGAGGUUUCAAGUUCCCAAUAUCGGCUUCCGUACGCUGAGGAUUCAAGUUUCCAAUAUCGGCCUCCGUACGCUGAGGAUUCAAGUUCCCAAUAUUGGCCUUCGUACGCUGAGGUUUCAAGUUCCCAAUAUCGGCCUCCGUACACUGUCGAUAAGAAUGAAAAUAGCGUGGAAACGACAGAAAAUCCGCGCGAGAUUCAUGUAAUAACACCUGACCCAGACCACAUAUUUGGCUACCCAGAACACUUCGUUUGGAAGGCAUGUCCGGGAAAUUUUGAUGAAAACGUUCCCAAUAUAACUCAGUUUGAAAGAAGUAAAUUAGCUUACGAUUGCUAUAAGACGAAUCAAACGGACUUGAAUGAGAAUCUGCCCGGCGCUCCUGAAGAUAACGCAGUAUAUUACCCAGAAAAAUUCUUAUGGAACUCUAGUGUAGUUCAUCAAGAGGUGUAUCUUCCCCCGCCAAUUGGGCCACCAUAUUAUCUUUGCAAUAAGAGACAUCUUGAUCCAAUACAAGUUGGUUCUGUUCUUGAAAUUCCAGGACUUCAUUUUCCGAAUUACAAAGACAUCCCAUUAACUUCUUUUAGCUGCUCAGACAAGCCUUAUAUUCCCGGAUAUUAUGCCGAUUUGGAGACCGGAUGCCAGGUUUUCCACGUGUGUUUUGGAAAUAGGAAAGAGAGUUUCUUAUGCCCUCUUGGCACAAUAUUUAACCAGGCAGUGCUGACAUGCGACUACUGGUACAGCACCAAUUGCUCCAUGACGCCCCACUUGUACGAAUUAAAUGCUCGAUCACAAACAGCAAGUAAAGAGAUGCAUAGUACAGUGAAAGAUUUUGAGACUGAUAAAACCAUUAGUAGUUCUGGUAAAAAUGAAGAAAUGCUUCCAACGAGUACUGUGAAAUACUACGAUCCACGACCUAAUGUUCCUCACGUUAAAGACGAAUUUCGAAGAUACUCUUCAAGACAUCCACCACCAGAGUCAGAUCUAUCGCAUAUUUUGAAGCUUUUACCCAUAAAAACAAAGGUUUCAGUAUAUCCAGUGUCGAACGAAACAAAAGUGGAAGCGGUGGCAUCGAUUGGAAGCCACGGUGAAAGAAAACAUUGGAGCAUUUAUCAGCCACAUCCAGAAUUUAAACCUAAACUUUCAACAUAUAGCAGAGGCAUUGAUCCAUCGAUUAGCAAAAUAAUAGACGAUGCAUUUGACAUAGCAAGACAAGUAAUAGAUCGAGCUGCUGGAUUUAUUCCUCGAAGGGAAUCACAAAAUGUGAAUAGGAAGGAGACAUCUAAGACAACUUUACCACAAACAUAGUAUGACCUAAAUUACCUAAAGAAACUUUACCACUAACAAGAGUGGAACAUAAAUUGUCUGAGGAAAACUUUACCAACAACAAGAAUAAAGCACUAAGUUUAUAGUGAAACCAGUUCGGGUUACACUAAAAGACCACAAAGCUUGAACAAUUAAGCCUAGCAAUGAAUAAAUCAA
This is a messenger RNA of Stegodyphus dumicola, 1784 nucleotides long. RefSeq lists its product as uncharacterized. The record is from RefSeq and is a predicted model, not a curated record. Gene Ontology annotation, molecular function: chitin binding. Gene Ontology annotation, cellular component: extracellular region. Lineage: Eukaryota; Metazoa; Arthropoda; Arachnida; Araneae; Eresidae.